This is a messenger RNA of Amphiprion ocellaris (clown anemonefish), 2892 nucleotides long. It is a transcript of the gene rab32b, whose product is annotated as RAB32b, member RAS oncogene family. The record is from RefSeq and is a predicted model, not a curated record. Gene Ontology annotation, biological process: endosome to lysosome transport; phagosome-lysosome fusion. The transcript is spliced from 3 exons. The coding region runs from base 156 to 791 and encodes 211 amino acids. Gene Ontology annotation, molecular function: GTPase activity; GTP binding. NCBI's taxonomy places the organism in Eukaryota, Metazoa, Chordata, Actinopteri, Pomacentridae. Gene Ontology annotation, cellular component: Golgi apparatus; phagocytic vesicle; trans-Golgi network.
GAUAGUACAGGUAAGAAAACAGAACUGAGACGCUCCUCUUUCAGUUUUGCUAUUAGUCUUUGUGUUGCCGUUUGUAAAGUUAGGCGUUAAUGUGACCUUUUUGUGCAUAGUAUUAGGAAAAAAAAGCAUUUCACCUGCAGCUCAGUGAUCACAACAUGGAAAGGAGUUCAGUGUCAGAGAAGCUGUUUAAAGUUUUAGUCAUCGGGGAUAUAGAGGUCGGAAAAACCAGCAUUGUUAUGCGUUAUGUUAAGAAAUGCUUUGAUCAAGCAUACAAAGCAACUAUUGGAGUUGACUUUUUCAUGAAGACAGUGGAAUGGGAUGCAAAGACUGUGGUGAGAAUGCAACUUUGGGAUUUAUCAGGCCAGGACAGGAUUAAAAACUUGUCCAGAGUUUACUACAAAGCUGCAAUGGGGGCACUGGUGGUGUUUGACAUCACGAAUAGCUUAACCUUGAAGUCUGCCACUGAGUGGAAGCAGGACUUGGACAGUAAAUUGUGUCUGGACAAUGGACGUCCGGUUCCCGCUGUCCUGCUAGCCAACAAAUGUGACCUGAUGAAGACGAAGGGCGAAGACUUGGUGUCCUCGCUGGACAGAUUUUGUAAAGACAACAAUUUCCUGGGCUGGUUUGAGACGUCUGCAAAGGAAAAUAUCAAUAUUGAUGAGGCAGGUUCCUUCCUUGUCAAACAAAUGAUGCUGUGCGACGGCAGCCUGUCCGAUGAAGAGCACCAGCGGGACGGGAUCAAAAGUCUGACCCAGACUCCCAUGAAGAUCUCUGGGACUUCGUGCUGCUGAAAACCAGUAAACUGAAGCAAAAGAGACAAAGGAAAGCUGCUGCUGCUGCUAAAACGCUCCAACAAGACCUGAUUUAAAGCCACAACAGAGGAGCUGUGAAAGUUACAUCCUCCCUUCCAGCUCCUCUCAAUAAUGGGUGGGUUGAUUCAUAAACACCUCUGUGGACACAAUUGAGCUCAUUCCUCUGAUUCACGGCUGAUAAUAAACAGAUCAGCGUGACACACAUCCUGCUGGGAAAAGUCUGCGACACUCCCCGUGUAGCCGCUGAUCGACCGGCUUUAAGGAGAGGCCAGAAACUGUGAAAGUGAUGGUGUCUUAAGCCACAAGAACAUCAAGAGAAAGAGGGGGAAAAUUCAGUCCACACUGUAAAAUAUUCCUCAGUAAGCCACGACCUACUCAGCUCGGAGUUUCUCUGUUAUGCAACCAGUGCAUCUAAUUAUCUGUUAAUCACUUUGCAGCUCGGAUUGAUACAACAGAGGAAAGAUCUGAGCGUGACCUGAUUUCAGUGCAGGGAAGAAAUUUGUGAAAAUGCCCAGAGAGGACUGAGUGUUCUAUACUGGGAGAAGAGCAGCGAUUCUGUGUCGAGAUAGAAAACAAAUAUGCAACACGACUGUAUGUGAUUGUGACUGUAAAAUGAUUUAAGUUUUUAAAAAAAGGCACAAUAUUAGCCUUAAAACUUGUUGUAUAAAUAAAGGUAUUAAUUUGCAUCAUUUGGCAACAAAAUUAAACUUAAUUACACAUUUUUUUCAGUCGUUGAGUAACAUUAUGCAGCCCUACAUCCCUAUUGUGCUGUUUCAUCUACGUUGAACUCCUUUCUCGACACAUAAUUAGUUCUGUUGUUUAGUUUACCCCUGAGAAAAAAAGUGAAGGAGUUUCUUCUUAGUCAGAUUGUUCAUAUUAAUCAUGUUUUCAUGUUAAAAGCUUUUAUUCUUUUGUGCUUUAAUGAAUCAGACACAUCUGACUGAAAGAUUUCCCUUCGAAGAAUUCCCACAUUUUUCUGAUAACAAUGCAAUAAAUGUGAAAUUAAAGCUAUUGAUGCACUAACUAACUAACUAGUUAUACCAUUUUGAAUGUUAUUUGAUGUUAAUUAAUCAAUUUGAUGUUUUACUUGUAGAAAAUAGGAACACAAGUUGUAUGAAUACAUUUUCCAUUUUGAUUUUUUUUCUUUAACUCUACAUUGCAAGCAAAAAGCAGUAAUCAAAGUAACUUAGCUGCCUUAAAAGGAUAAAUUGAUUCAAGAAAAUGCUUUUAUUCUGACUUUUGUACAACUUCAGAUAUCAAUCAAUAGUCAUUUUAUGUAGUCUCAACUACUAGUGGAUCUCAAAAGAUUAGAACAUCAUAGAAAAUGUAGCAUUUUGCUUCAGUUAUUUAAGAAAGUGACUUUAUUUUGUCCAUUUAGCCUUGACUAUACAGGACAGUAGAGAGAGACAGGAAAACAGGGAGAAGAGUGGAAGGAGCAAAGGGUCUGGACUCAAACCAAUGACUACUGCGUCAUGGGGACUAUAGUCCCUGUUUAUAGUCGCUAUAAACAGGGACUAUAAACAGUAGCUCAACCAUUUGAGCUACCGGGAUGCCAGAAAGUGAAAAUUUGAUAGAUUCUAAACUCAUUACAUGUAAAGUGAAUUUUGCCAUGCCUUUUUUUUGCGUUACUAUUGAGAAUUAUGGCUUAUAGCUCAUUUAAAUCAAAAAUCUUGCAUCUUAAAAUGUCAGAAUAUUUCCUAAGAUCAAUCAAAAACACAAUUUUCAAUACUGAAAUGUCCACCUUCUGAAAAUUAUGUUAAUUUGUACUCUUGGUUAUGCCUCCUUUGAAUUACUACAAGGCUUGAAAUAUUCCAAUUUAGUUGUAAUUAAUAUGGAGUGUUUUUUUUGUUUUGUUUUUUUUAAGUUUAAAGUAAAGUUUUUUGUGAUAUUCUAAUUUUUUGGGAUGCUCAAAUGGGAUGUAGGAUUGUUAAAAAAAAAAAAAAAGUGUUUGUUCAAUCUUAGCUUAAAGUUCUUAACUUUUUGUCAUAGAUUUAAUGCAUUCAGUUAUAGGUGCAAAUAAAUGAAGGUUCUCAGCUGCUGGAGUCAAGAUUAUAAGCCAGCCAGGUGAAAUUAUUUUCAA